CGGAAGUGAUCAUCGGUCGGGUAGUUGCCAUGGCAGUGGCCAGGCGCGUUGCUGGGCGGAGGGAAGAUGGCGGUGACUAGCUGGCUGGAGAUUUUGCGGUCCGCCGAGAAGACGGCACUGCUGCAGGAUGGGAAGAGGAUGGUGCACUAUUUGUUCCCAGACGGGAAGGAAAUGGCGGAAGAAUAUGAUGAGAAGACCAGUGAACUCCUUGUGAGAAAGUGGCGUGUGAAAAAUGCCCUGGGAGCCUUGGGCCAGUGGCAGCUCGAAGUGGGAGAACCAAUGCCCUCAGGAGCUGGGAGCCUGGGAUCCGAGCUCAUCAAGGAAAGUAAUGCCAAUGUAUGUCUGUUUGUCCAGGGCCUUGUGGGGAUUGGGAGGAGACAUCUGACCCUAAGGGCAGGAUCCAUAAUGUGUUCACCUCAUAGCCACUCUGCCCACCUAACCAUCCAAAGGCCCAUCUUCAUGCGCAAGGACACCAAAACAAGUUUCCAGUGGCGGAUUCGAAAUCUCCCCUACCCAAAGGAUGUCUACAGUGUGUCGGUGGCCCAGAAGGAGCGCUGUGUCAUUGUUAGAACGACAAACAAAAAGUACUACAAGAAGUUCUCCAUUCCUGACUUAGACAGACACCAGCUUCCUCUGGAAGAUUCUGCACUGAGCUUUGCUCACGCCAACUGCACCCUGAUAAUCUCCUAUCAGAAGCCAAAGGAGGUCAUGGCAGCUGAGUCAGAGCUACAGAAGGAGUUAAAGAAGGUAAAGACAGCGCACAGCAGUGAUGGGGACUGCAAGACGCAGUAGCUGUUCUGAGCCUCGCACCUCCAGUGUGGAGGAAACUGAGAGACGUCCAGACUUGGGUUUUAUGCACAGGCAGCCUCUUCUCUUCUCAGAACUACAGAGUCCCCAGAACUGGCCCUUGGGGCACAGCUUGCUCCCACCUGUGGUUUUAUCCUGAGUAAAGUCAUUUGCAGUUGCUCUGGAAGGA
Messenger RNA from Rattus rattus (black rat), 976 nucleotides. RefSeq names its product deleted in primary ciliary dyskinesia homolog (mouse) (gene Dpcd). The transcript is spliced from 6 exons. The record is from RefSeq and is a predicted model, not a curated record. The coding region runs from base 67 to 792 and encodes 241 amino acids. Lineage: Eukaryota; Metazoa; Chordata; Mammalia; Rodentia; Muridae.